AUGGGUUGGUUCAGCAGCAGCAAAAAGAAACGGCACGACUCGUCGCCGUCGUGGAACGCCGCGGCUGCGUCGUCGUCGUCGUCCCCUCCGGCGGCCGGCAUGAGCCGCUGGGCCGACUCCGUCAUGGUCCUUGCCGACUCGGCCGUGCGCGACGUCUACGAUGACAUGUCGACGCGCCUCGACGACGUCAUGACGCGCAUCGACCGGGAGACGGUGUCCGCCGCCGAAGCCGGCCGCCUUAUGCGCCGCCAUGACGACGACGACGAGCAGGACCUGCUGGCCUACACGGAUCGCUCUCUCGGCACCUCGUCCUUGCGCAAGAGUAGCCGCUUCGCCAAGGUCGAGCUGUACGCCAACUCCAAGCUGCCGCUCGACCUGCCCCCGCUGGCGCUGUACAUGCCCACGUGGCCGCUGCUGUGCCUCGCCGCCCAGCACUCCUCGGACGUGUACAAGCCGUCGUCGUCGUCAUCCGAGGAGUCCUACUCGGCCUCGGACUGGCGCGCCGGCACAAAGGCCAUGUGCAUCAAGUCGGUCCCCAUGGACCACGCCUCCACCAUUAUCUUUGCCAUCCGCGGCACGUCCUCCUUCAUGGACUGGGCCGUCAAUCUCUCCACCGAGCCCUCCUCCCCGGACGGCUUCCUCGACGACCCCGGCAACCUCUGCCACGCGGGCUUCCUCGCCGUCGCGCGCAACAUGGUGCGCCCCGUGGCCGCGCGCCUCCGCCGCCUGCUCGCCGAGAGCCCCGGCCGCGCCGCCUACAGCCUGCUCAUCACCGGGCACUCGGCCGGCGGCGCCAUCGCGGCGCUGCUCUACAUGCACAUGCUGGCCACCGCCCCGGGCACCGGCAGCGAGCUCAACCUGCUCGCCGGCUUCUUCAAGCGCAUCCACUGCGUCACCUUUGGCGCCCCGCCCGUCACGCUGCUGCCGCUGCAGAAGCCGAGCCCCGGCGGGGCCAACCCGCGCCGCCUGACCAAGUGCCUGUUUCUCGCCUUUGUCAACGAGGGCGACCCCGUCGCCCGCGCCGACACCGCCUACGUCAGGAGCCUGCUGGAGCUGCUCACCAAGCCGCCGCCGGAGCGGGAGCUGCUGCCCGACCGCCCGGCGCUGGGCGAGCGCACGAGGUGGCGCAGCGACGGCACCCCCCGGCUGCCGCGACGUCGCUAUCAGCAGGUGCACUGGCCGGUGCCCGCGUGCACGCUGAGCAACGCCGGUCGCAUCGUCGUGCUGCGCAGCGGUGAUCCGAUGGCGUCGCCGGGGCCGGGCGAGCGCACCGUCGAGGACCGCCUGGCGGAGGGCGUCCGUGCCCAAACAUGCGACGAGGCGGUGCUGAGGGGCGUCAUAUGGGGCGAUCCUGUCGCCCACAUGAUGGGCCUGUACGCGGCAAGGAUCGAGACGCUGGCCGUGGCUGCCGUCAAAGGCCAGAGGUAA
Cordyceps militaris CM01 is the source of this 1428-nucleotide messenger RNA. RefSeq names its product Lipase, class 3. The transcript has 2 exons. Bases 1 to 1428 code for a protein of 475 amino acids. NCBI's taxonomy places the organism in Eukaryota, Fungi, Ascomycota, Sordariomycetes, Hypocreales, Cordycipitaceae. The record is from RefSeq and is a predicted model, not a curated record. Gene Ontology annotation, biological process: lipid metabolic process.